GCUAGAAAUGCAUGAAAAUACACCGGGAUACUCUCGCAGCAUCUUAAUAGGUUGCAGCGCGCGAGCCGACAAGUACAGACAUCAUUCCUCCGCGAGACUAUCGCGUGGACAGACUGCCUUUCCUCUUUAGUUCGCUUUCGCUUUUAUUUUUUAAACAAACAUCGGCGUUUUAUUCCGCACAUUACGAAAGGACCAUGUCCUUUUCUCUUCUUUUGAAAUCCAAGCGUGCAAAUCGGAGAUUUCCGUUCCAGUCUUGAUUAUUUUCUCGGUUCCUGGAGGUGUUUUUUGCAAUAGAAGUGUGUCAUCAUGUGUGCAUUUGUUUCUCUCGUGAACAAGAGCAGGAACAUGCUCGGGGAUUCAAGGAAGAGAUAAGGAAGAGCAACCUUGGACAUUUUCGACCAUUUUAUUGUGGUUCAUAUAUAUAUAUAUAUAUAUAUAUAUAUCGCAGGGUUUUGGACAGUUACCUACAUUUGGCUCUGCGUUUUUUCCCUUCAUCUUUUUUAUAAGGUUGUACUAGACUACAAGCUCUGACGUCUGCAUCAGAUAUUCUCUGCUGCAUUUCUUUAAAUGUGCAUUUAUUCCCCUCAGUGACUUUGAGAGGAAAAUCUCGACCAUCAGCAGUGGGGGAUGCAGAUUUCCUUAAGAUUUUUUUCACCUCGCACCCCCAACCUUUACAGCUGAGGGGGGGGGGGAUAAGUGAAAAUAUCAUACACCGUGGAGCAUCCCCCCUCUUUGAAGGAGCAUCACUGGAGCCAUGGCUGGUCCACAGCUUUGGACCUGGAAGCUGCGACGACAGGUGUAGAAGAAGACUGAUAUCCUUUCAUUUUUUUCUUCUCAUUUUUUAUCAUUUUCUUUGUUUUGGGGCUUUUCUCCAUGGUUUGGCUCAAGAAGACUUUCCAGCACUUUUGCAGAAGUCCUGUCGAAGCUGAGAGAGAUGUCUGAUCUUCUGGUGUUGAUCGAGGGGGUCUCUGACCUGCACGGAUUUCCAUAGCUGAAGAAACAACAGCUUGGACCCAUUAAAGAUCUUUCAGAAUCAUCUGUUUUUUCUUUGCAGGGCCAUCACACAUGUGUGCAUCGGCUGUUUGAUCUCAGUCAUUCAUUUGGCCUUUUUUUCUCCCUUUUGUUGGAUUUUUUUCAUUAUUGUUUUUGUACAUAUCUGUUUGGACCAAAGGCGGUUGGAUUACAGAAAGUGAAUAAACGGAUUUGUGGAAAUGUUGGGUCCUCAAGAAGACAAAUUAUGUGGAAUUGUUUCUGCUCUGGCAGCUUUGUCCUUUGUCUGCUUUGCACAAAGCACCUCCACCGGAAGUACCGGAAUAUCUGUGGCCAAGACGACAGUGGACAAAUUGCUCAAGGGGUAUGACAUUCGUCUGCGGCCUGACUUUGGAGGUCCUCCAGUCAUCGUGGGAAUGAGCAUCAACAUAGCCAGCAUUGACUCCAUUUCAGAAGUCAACAUGGACUAUACCAUCACCAUGUAUUUCCAGCAGAGCUGGAGGGACAAGCGGUUGGCCUACUCUGAGAUGGCUUUGAACCUCACUUUGGACAACCGUGUGGCUGAUCAGUUAUGGCUGCCAGACACCUACUUCCUGAAUGACAAGAAGUCUUUCCUGCACGGCGUGACGGUGAAGAACAGGAUGAUUCGCCUCCACCCGGAUGGCACUGUUCUGUAUGGACUGAGAAUAACCACUACAGCAGCUUGCAUGAUGGAUCUGAGACGAUACCCCCUCGAUGAGCAGAACUGCACCCUGGAGAUUGAGAGCUAUGGAUACACCACAGAUGAUAUUGUGUUCUUCUGGCAAGGAGGGGACAGCGCUGUGACUGGUGUGGACAAACUAGAAUUGCCUCAGUUCUCCAUUGUGGAGCUACGCCUUGUGUCCAGAGAAGUGAGGUUCACAACAGGUUCGUACCCUCGGCUGUCGCUGAGUUUCCGCAUUAAGAGAAACAUCGGCUACUUCAUCUUGCAGACCUACAUGCCCUCCAUCCUGAUCACAAUCUUGUCCUGGGUCUCCUUCUGGAUCAACUACGAUGCCUCUGCUGCUCGUGUGGCCCUGGGUGUAACUACGGUGCUCACUAUGACAACCAUCAACACCCACCUGAGGGAGACCCUCCCAAAGAUUCCCUAUGUGAAAGCCAUCGAUGUCUACCUCAUGGGCUGCUUUGUCUUUGUGUUCCUGGCCCUGCUCGAAUAUGCCUUCGUAAACUACGUGUUCUUUGGACGGGGACCCCAGCAGCAGAAAAAGAUGAACGAGAGGCUGAACAAAGCCAACAACGAACGCCCCCGCUACGAGGAGAAGCGUCUGAGAGAACAGGACUCGCUGUCAGUGCCGUUUCAAAGCAACACCCUCAGGUCAUAUACACAGCGAAGAAAUCUGUAUCUCGAGGAACAAAGAAAAGUCGGGGUGGAUGCUUACGGCAACAUUCUUCUCACCACUUUGGAGAUGAACAACGAGGUGAUGCCGUCCGACGUCGGAAGCAGUGUCAGCGACUCGCGGAAUUCCGUCAUGUCCUUCGACAGCUCCGGGGUGCAGUUCCGCAAGCCCAUGGCUUCGCGGGAUGGGUUCAGCCACCACUCGUUGGACCGCAGCGCCAUGCGCAGUCGUGCCAACUGCCGGCUAAGGAGGCGGUCGUCCAAGCUGAAGCUCAAAAUCCCCAACUUGACGGAUGUUAGCACCAUUGACAAGUGGUCCCGGAUCAUUUUUCCUAUCACUUUUGGAUUCUUCAACCUUAUCUACUGGUUGUAUUAUGUGAAUUGAUAUGCGUUCCCCCAGGAAACAUGGGCCAUAUUUUGAGAGCACAUUGAAUUGGCUUUGAUACAAUUGGAAAAUAUGUGUACACAUAUAUGAAAAGUUGAUACAUAUGUAUAUGCAUAUUUCUAUAUAUUAUAUUUCUAUAUACACAUGCGUGUGUAAAAUCUAAAGGACUUUUCUGCUGUAAAAAAAAGUAUUAUAUAGAAUGACUUGAAUGUUUAAGAAUAAUACGAGAGAAACAUUUCAAGUUUUGAAUUUCUUUUCCUUCUGAAACAAACCACAAAUAAACAUACAAACAAAUGUCAACUCCCCAUUCGAGGGUACGGAACAAAAGACUGCAUGAUAUUUUUGCUAAAAGAAAAGAUUGUGAGAUAAAAAGGACACAACCGAACGACUCAUCGGCUUUUUAUCGAUACUGUAAUCAGCCUUUCCCGCAGCUCAUGAAAUCAGAAGUGGCUUUUUGGGGCGUCAACCAAGCAGAUCCCGAGGCCCGACCCACUACUUUUCCCUCCCCCUGGAAUAGACUCACGGAAAUGUCCGUUUCGACACUGUACAGCAACCUCUUUUGGGAUUAUGUGUCAUUCCUUGAUUUUGCAAGUGAUAGGCGUUCUCUCUUUACUGGACCUCAGCUCUGGUCUAUGGUUUACACUGGACGGCUAUCUUGAGUUUAACCAAUGCACCCUACCCAGAGUCAGUACGAUUUGAUUUUCUCUCUUCCCUCUUUUGGCAAUUCUCUUUUCUUUCCAGUUUGGUCUAAAGGUUUAACUGUGUUUUUGGAGGGCGUCACCUUAACAUGUUCUAGAGGUAGUUCAUCAGUAAUUAAAUAAGCCACUGGUAUGCUUCAUUCAUCUUGAAUUUAAGAAAACGAUGAAAAAAAUGAGAGUGCAUUCAUUCAUUCAUUCAAUCAUUCAGUAGCCUUAUUGACAUGGUCAGGUGGUGUUCUUGUUCUUUCUUUACUCUUGUUCCUAGUGCAUUUCCUCUGUUCUCUUGAUACAGUUCAUCUUGUAGAGCUUUGUGUUGUUGGGAGUGGAAGGGAAACCCUUAGUGAGCUGUAAUGUUUCUUCAGAACUUGGAUUUGAAGUUAGUCCAACAACUAUGUGAAAAUGUACAAAAUAAGGAAAGAAAAGAAAAGAUUAUUGUGUAUUAAACAGGGGAUGUGACCACGGUUUUUAUCUGUUUCAUGUUUAAGUCGAUCGAUCCGACCAUAGUGUGACCUGAUAUUGUAUAUAUUCAGUCAUCGUAGUGAUUCAUCCUGAGAACGGUACACACCGACGUUUUAAGUUUCUCUAAAAUGUGCCUGUCUGAAACCUGAAGGAUGUGUCCUCAGUUCAUCAAUCAGUGAAAGAGGGUCAAAUGGCCCUUGAUCUAUGAACUUUCACUUUAAGCACUGCAGACCCACCCACAGCGCUGAUGUUUUGCAUCUUGGGAUUGAAUCUGGGAGAUGAAUUACAUCGGUAUAAUCAGGAAAAAAGCUUCUGAGUUUUUUCGGGGCAAAAUGACAUGUACUAUAAAAGCCAUGAACUGAAGUGACAACCAAAAAGGCCUAUAAUCCAUUUCUCGUUUUACCAUUUACCUCAGAUUAACCCAACACCACUUUUCCGGGGUUCGCCUCAUUAUGAUUUACCUCAACAUUUUCUGGAGGGGGGUCCUUCACCACUGUCACUGAGGUCAUCAGAUCUCAAUCUUUACACAUACAGCCUCCCAUGUCAAAAUCCACUUUCAUCCAUUCAUCUUCGGUCCAUUUCAUCAACCUCGAUCACAGAGUCUCUAGACGUCUCAAUGCUCAGAGUAGGUGAGCUGAGUAGAAGGGAACGGUUGAGGGAUGCUUUUCACGGCGAUGUUGGAUCAGUUUUUCAGAAUUGCUUGAAAACUGAGCAAGGAGACAUUUAGAAAGCAGGUCCAGUGAUGACCUGGGAACACGAGAGCCUUGGACUAUAUUGAGUUGGAUAUUACUGGGAGGACAUUCUGAGCAGGUCUCAGACCUCAGAGCUCAAGAUAGCCCAUGGGCUCUCGCAUUGUACCACACUAGACCUCUCAACGGUGGGAAAAGGGAGGGCAACAAAAAGACCAGUCACCAAACCACAGAUCAGUCACUCAUACCAUGAAGGAAGAAUGGAAUUGAUAUCAAAGGCUGUACCUCACAGUACUAGCAAGGUCCUACGUUACUUGUCAGCAGAUGACCACAGAAGCAUAUUUGAGGGAUUUUCACUUAUUGUGUUUUAUUUAUUAUUGUGAGCAUGACCAUAACACCUGUGCAAGGGAGUCGGUACUCUCAAGUGCAAAUAGGGAAAUGCACAGAUAUUAAGUGUAGCAAUUAAGUUAAGCGCAAAUCUGCACUAAAUGAGGCUGGAGGUCAGAGUGCUUCUCAUGAGCAUUUGCUUGAGGUAUUAUGAGUGUUACGGGGGUGCCUUGGCCGGUUACAACUCCCAGUAGGCAUUGAAGAUGCUGCAAUGCUUUGCCAAGGAAAGUUCAAAGGCAAACAUUAGGUUUAGCCAAGGUAGAAGAAUUAAGUACCUUUGGGAUAAGAUAACCCAUGCGGUUUAGAAAUGAAUUUAUAUUAAGACCUGUUAAGAUCCAAUUUUAGUCCACGUCCACUAGUGCAGUAUUUUAGAUUAGUUUAGUGAAAUAACACGACAAUGCCCAUCAUCCAUCAGUUGGUUAGCGACAAACCUUGGAUACAUGCAGUGAACAGAAAGAGUUUGCAUCGCCUUUGACAGAAGGGGACAUUGGAGUAGGCAUAACUUCUAGGUGGCAUUUGUUUUAUUAAGCGCCAGCUACUAUUAACUGAUAAGACUGCACAAUAUGACAAUUUAAAGGAUAUUUAUAUAUUUUUCUAUCAGAUAUUUGUGCUCUAUGAAGUUAUCAAUCAGUGUGACAUAUAUAAGUGCUCUAUUUUCUCUUGCGCAACUGAUAGAGCAAAAAAUCCUAUAAGGUAUAUAGUACUCAUAACCUGUGAUUUGGUAUAUUAUCCAUGGGACUAGUGGAUAAAAAAAUCCUUAGAAGUAGAUAGUACAAGGUGUUUCAUGAAUACAGUACAGUAUAUGCAUGUAAGAUGCCACACAUUUACUCCAUAGCUUAUUUUAGACUACACAAACCCAUAAACACUUGCUGGCACUAUAUAGUUUCACUUGCAAGUAGUCAGUUUAAUGUUCACAGGGUACGCUGAAAUACUAGUGGUCCACGUGUCAGAAACGGCCAGUGUUACGUUUUCCAGUUGAGUAAGGAUUAGCUACAUGCUAAUGCAGCCAUACUGUGCCACUAAGACAUGCUGGAUGUUUGCUAAAGCGGAUAUUGCGUCAUUCAUCGUGUUCAUGUAGCACCAGCACUCUGUUAUUUCACAGUGAGCUUAUACCUAGAGUUGAUAUUAGGUAGAAUUCUGGUUUGUGGACAUUUGUCCCAGCAAGAUUUGCCUUAACAAGAUCACUAAGCAUUUUGUGAAACAUUUCAGAGCAAUACAAUGCAAAUACCAGAACGUUCAUGAAGGAGUUAUACUCUUUCAAGUCAAUUCAAGCCUUAAAAAUUGGUAUUAAAGCAUUGUAAUUUCACCAUUCGACAUUUGUCAUUUAGUCUUAUGACAAUUUAGUCAUCUGUGGUAGUACAUCCUUAAGAACUAGUUUGUUCUUGCAGUCUCGCUUCCACUGUUGAACAUUAGAACCACAAUGGAAAGAAGCAAUUAUCAUCUGUGGAUUUAGAAUACCGCUGUGUACUAACCAGACACGACGUGAUGCUGUGACAUGCAAUAGCAGUUAUCUUUUCCAUGUCCUACCCAGUCGUGACGGUGGUACAUGGCGAGCUACAGUAGAUUAACAUGGAAAAUAUACAUCGUGUUUCACACCAUGUCUGGUUAGAAUGCGGUGUAAAGGUUUUUAAGUUAUCAGACGAUAGAACCAGUAAGAAACCAAGUAAGAAAACAGAUGUUGGAAUUGUUUUGGAACAUGUUCCUCUAAGACCAAUCCCAUUAGUUACUGCACUCCUGAAGAAAUAAUUUUCUAAAACUAUAUUCAGUUAACUUCACUUGGUUUCAAAAGUUAAACGUGGCUAAUGUAGAUUAGUUCACAUCACUAAUUUUUAUGUGAAUAACCUAUUUGGAAAUCGUAAUUUUUGUUCAGCGGUAUACAGUACAUUAACUGUACACAUUUUCCUAGAAAACGGGACUUGAGAAUUUGCCUAACUGCUAAUUUCUUUGUAUUAGCUGGCUUGAUCAAUUCACCAAGUCUGCAACCUACAACUAUACAAAUACAAAGAUAGAUGUAUUAGCUGUACGGCAUAUCUAACAUUUAUAAUGGCGCAGGUUGCUGGUUCUAAAAUACAAUUUUAGCCGUCAGGGUAAGCACACACAGCUUAUAUUUGCGGGAUAUCUGGUGCAAAUUAUACAAACAUUUAGCUAUUUUUUGAAGGUUUAUGGUUUAAUCAUAGUGCUGGGGUAGAUAAAUUGUCAUUAAGACCAAUUUACCAGUUUACAAGGGUCAUUCGGGCAAAAUAUGUAUGUAGCAGCAGUGGGCUGAGAGCGGGAUUACACCACUGGUCUUUUUGUUGUUAUUGACAAUUUUGUGGGUUUUUUUAAAUACUAAAGGCUACAUCAUGACCGAUUAGCUAUUCUGUGCCAAUGCAUCAUCCUGUGUGUCUUUGAUUUGUAUGAAAUAAUUUCAUCAGAAGGUUGUCGGACUUGUUAUCGUCCGUUGAAGAAUGUGUCAGAUGGGUUUCAAUUGUAAAAGAUAUCACUGCUAAUUACCUCUUAUAGCUCUCAUUUGGGUGAUAUUGUGCAAGACAGCAUAUGGUAGUGACCAUUUUCAGAUUUAUAGCAUCAGAAACUGGGUUUGAAAGGCCUAUGACGUGUUAUGUCAUAACACACAAUCUAUAGAGGGAAACGACACUAAUACAAUGAGAUAUUAGAAUAACAUUAUGUCAAGGUAGCAACACUGAUGGGAUUGUCGGCCUUUUUUAGAGAAUGUGACUCAUCGUAAUAGUAAAGUAUGAUUUCUUUGGUGUCUUUAUUGGUGUCCGGUUAGGGGAUAGGGACGCUCUUCUUUUGCCUUGCACUGUGUUUCGGUUUCAGACUACUAAUUUUUUUUUUAAUGAUUUUUGUUCUUUGUAACAAAAGAGUUUUGCACAACUCGUUUAGGGGGGGGCGGGGGGAGUGUGGUCUGGCACAACUCAAUGAUGCUAAUGUUUUCUGAUGACAAUGGAGGACAUAAUAAUCUUCGCACUAGACACAAAUCACCCCAUAUGCUCACGUCCGCAUUUUCAUACCAUUAACAUAACUCGACAAAUCAUUGAAUAGCUUUUACUCGAGUACAUUGUUUUUGUCUUUUGCUACAUCCACCCGCCAAGCAGGAGAAAAGGAAGUACAAAAACUGUUGAACUGAUUUUAAUGUGAAUUUUUCUUGCCUCCUGUGUAUAUGUGUAAUUACAUGUGAAUUGUAUUGUAAAUAUGAUAUCUUUCACUUAUAUUUCUUAAUGCAUGAACAAAACAGGGCAGUUGCUAAUAACAGCUAGCCUCGAUGCUAUCGGCAUGGACAGCUUUUUGCAGCACAAGCAUAACGAAACCUAUCUCUGAAAAAAGAAAAAGAAGAGGAAAAAAAUCACAAAAGAUACCGGUUUUGUUUUGCAUGUCUUACGUUUUUGGAAAGGUUUAUUUUCAUAAUUUUCUAUUCUGGAACUGGCCAUUCACGUCACCCUCGCACACGAAGAAAAGUUUUUCUUGUUUUCAUGGACAGGCAUUGAACCAAACACUGUAAACCUUUAAUUAAAUUAAGAACUUGAAAAGAAAUGAUGACAAUUAUAAUAAUGAUAAUUCUUUAAAGCUACCACAGCGGGAGAGCAAUGGAGAAAAAAUGUAAAGAAUAUGCACAUUUUCAUCCUCUCUUGCGUUUUAUGUAUCACAUAUGGUUUAGAGUAGAUAAACACACCUAGAUUCGAAUAGACUACGCCUGCUUACAUCUCGUCGAACAGAAGAGCCGGAGUUAUGAAACCUUUACUGAGCAAAUCAGAGUUUUUACAAAUGUAUGACCCGGUGAUUUUGCUGUGCUGGAUUUCUUAUUUUCUUUGCAACGGGAUGAUGUUCCUGAGACAUUUAAACACAGCACACAUGAGCAGAACUUCUAAGUAACCAGAAGUGAAAAUCCUCCGAAAAUUGGCAAAUGUCUAGGGCAACUACUUUCAUACUUGAUUGAUGGGAAUUCAAUCGCAUUCAGUACUGUUUUGUUUCAUUUCUAGAUGCCUGUGUUUGUUGUAUUCUUUAAAGGAAUUGUUACUCUUAGCGUUGAUGUUUUCUCAUAGAAAGGAAAUAUAUUUCUACUUUUCAUCCUGCCCUGAAAGUAAAAUGCAUUCUGUUUUUUGUGUUGAACUGGUUUCGUUCACAUAAAGAUCUCGGUUUGAUUCUGUUGAACUGUUGAGGUGUGAUGAAUUUUGAUGAUCCAUUUGGGGAUAUGAUUUGUCUUCAUGAAAUCAACAUUUGUAAAGUACAAGGUUGUGUUUUCUUCAUUUCCGUUACUUUAACUUUUUUAUGUUUUGGUUUUCGUUUGUUUUUAUGCUUUUGUUUCUUUUUGUCAGUGCCAAUUAAUGUAAUGGUGUCGGUCAGCUUUUCUAGGUGUUUGAGCAAAAUGUGUUUUUUACUAAUACAAGAUGUUAAAGUAUGUGGUACAAAAAAGGGUUCUAAAUAACCAACUGACUUUUUACAAAUAAAGGCUUAUACAGU
Molecule: messenger RNA, 9441 nt
Organism: Triplophysa rosa
Lineage: Eukaryota; Metazoa; Chordata; Actinopteri; Cypriniformes; Nemacheilidae
Gene: gabrb4
Product: gamma-aminobutyric acid type A receptor subunit beta4
Exons: 10
Coding region: 1212-2750 (512 amino acids)
Biological process (GO): chemical synaptic transmission; signal transduction; nervous system process
Cellular component (GO): synapse; GABA-A receptor complex; neuron projection
Molecular function (GO): extracellular ligand-gated monoatomic ion channel activity; neurotransmitter receptor activity; GABA-A receptor activity
Source: RefSeq, a predicted model, not a curated record